UCUGCUGUUUAAUUUUUCUGAACAACGAUCUCUAUACUUGCUUUGACUUCAAUCAGUUACAUGCCCUGUACUUGCUCCACUUCGAUCCUCACAUAUCCGUGUACGUGUGUUUUUCCAAACUUCCAUGUUUAAUAGCCACAUAUUGAACCAACGCCGAUGUUCCAUAUCUGUGCAACUAAUAUGUUUUCAGUCAUAACAAAGGUCCAAAUUCUUAGUCUUUUCUUUAUUAACUUCACCUUCCAUUAAGGUAACUCUGAAGAGUUGUUAUCUUUAUAUCAAGUAUGUUUAAGUAUUAUCUAUUUUAUCAAAAAAUAACUUAAACCAUUUUAUUAGACAUAUUUUAAGUUUUAUACAUUCUCAAUAACUUUCUAAUUACUAGAUGUGAAAUUUCUUACUCUUUACAUCUCUCUCUGCCCUUUUCUUUUUAAUUUUUGUUUUUUUCCUUCUUCGUCUUUCAUUCUUCUUUUUUUUUAAUUGCUUUUCUCAGAUUUUUUGGUUCUAGAUCGAAUAGCUUUUGUUACCAUGUCAAGGUUUAUAUUAAAUAUGUUUAAGGAUGACUUAUUUCACCAAAAUAACUUAAAUCUCUUGGUUAGAAAUAUCUGAAGAUUUACAUAUUUUUAUUCAACUUUCUGAUGACUCGACAUGGGACUUCUUUCUCUAAUAGUAACAUCCUCGAACACUUUGUCGGAGAUUGGAGAAAUAUUGAGAAGAUGGGUUCUUUAACAGUUUCCCAGAUUCCUAUUAUUGACUUCAGUGAUGAAAACAUGAAGCCUGGUACAGACACCUGGUUUUCAGCUAGCCAAGUGUUGCGAAGUGCUGUAGAGAGUCAUGGUUGUUUUUAUGCAAUGACUAAUGAGAUUUCUAUGGAGCUUUUCAACUCAGUGUUUGCUCUAAUGAAAGAACUGUUUGAUCUUCCACUAGAAACCAAAAAUCAAAAGACCAGUGAAAAGCCUAACCAUGGUUACUAUCCACGAAUUCCAAAAGCACCAUUAUAUGAAUCUGUUGGAAUCGACUUGGAUGGCUCCACCAACGAGGAAGCAAUUCAAAUGUUUGCCAACAAGAUGUGGCCGAAAGGAUAUGAUCAUUUCUGUGAGGCAAUCAAUCUCUAUGCAAAGCUGCUCGUAGAAAUGGACCGAACUGCUAAAAGAUUAUUGUUUGAUGCUUAUGGUUUGGACAAAAGAGACUGUGAUUCCUUGCUUGAAUCAACCAACUACAUGUUUCGGAGCUUCAAAUACCUCGUACCCCAUAAGACACAGAAUACCUUAGGAUUGUAUGCUCACACAGACAGUUCAUAUUUCACCAUAAUACAUCAGAAUAACGUGGCAGGUUUGCAAGUUAAGCUAAAAACUGGUGAAUGGGUCGAUACUGAUCCCUCACACUGUAUGUUUGUGUUCCUAGCAGGCGAUGCAUUAAAGGUUUGGAGUAAUGAUAGAAUACAAUCUUGUGAACACCGAGUCAUUAUGUGGGAAGAGAAGGAGAGGUACUCCAUGGGAUUACUUUCGUACAAUCGCAAGAAGGUUCAGACACAUGAAGAGAUGAUUGAUGAAAAACAUCCAUCACGAUAUAAAGAAUUUAACCAUUAUGAAUAUAUAAAUUUGCGCAGCAAGUUUCCCCCGCAGGAGGAAAUUUCAAAUUUUAUUCUACUGUGAGUGCUUAUUAUAGUUCUGGAUGCUAGUAUAAUAAUAAACGCAUCUUCUGUGUCGAGCUUCUAUUUGCCAUAUGUAAAAGAAAGCUGAUUUUUGGACUUUAAGUUACCUUGUAUGAUGCGGUUUUCCGAUCUGAUGUUAUAUAAGUUGAAAGUUAAAUCAAGUCUACCAUUUGUUGCAGAAGCUGAA
Molecule: messenger RNA, 1835 nt
Organism: Prosopis cineraria
Lineage: Eukaryota; Viridiplantae; Streptophyta; Magnoliopsida; Fabales; Fabaceae
Product: probable 2-oxoglutarate-dependent dioxygenase AOP1
Exons: 3
Coding region: 633-1649 (338 amino acids)
Molecular function (GO): dioxygenase activity
Source: RefSeq, a predicted model, not a curated record